Messenger RNA from Myripristis murdjan (pinecone soldierfish), 1387 nucleotides. It is a transcript of the gene bdh2, whose product is annotated as 3-hydroxybutyrate dehydrogenase, type 2. Bases 208 to 945 code for a protein of 245 amino acids. Gene Ontology annotation, molecular function: 3-hydroxybutyrate dehydrogenase activity. Gene Ontology annotation, cellular component: cytoplasm. NCBI's taxonomy places the organism in Eukaryota, Metazoa, Chordata, Actinopteri, Holocentriformes, Holocentridae. The record is from RefSeq and is a predicted model, not a curated record. The transcript has 11 exons. Gene Ontology annotation, biological process: siderophore biosynthetic process.
CGUGCAACGUGCCAGACCUGAGGAGCUCGUAAUACCACGUGUAAAAGGCGCACAGUAGAAGUCCCGGUAAAGUGAACUUCGUAACCAACUUCUCAACAAUGACUUGUAGCCUACUUAACUACACUGGCCCAAGUUCAAUGUUGUGUAUAAUUACGAAGUGGGUCUUGCAGUGACCUCAAGGAACAGAGCAGGUGUGAGAGGUGCACCAUGGGCCGGCUGGACGGGAAAGUGAUUGUGCUGUCAGCAGCAGCGCAGGGGAUUGGACGAGCUGCAGCACUGGCAUUUGCUAAAGAGGGAGCUCAAGUCAUUGCAACGGAUAUCAAUGGGGAAAAGCUGAAGGAAUUGGACGGUGUUCCAGGGAUCAGGACCAAGGUGGUGGAUGUGACAAAGAAGGACCAAGUGGAAGCCUUGGCCAAUGACCAUGACCACGUAGACGUGCUGUUCAAUGUUGCAGGGUUUGUGCACCAUGGCUCCAUCUUGGAGUGUGAAGAGGCUGACUGGGAUUUCACCAUGAACGUAAACGUCCGGAGCAUGUACCUCAUGAGCAAGGCUUUUCUGCCGAAGAUGUUGGCCAAGAAAUCAGGAAACAUCAUAAACAUGGCAUCUGUUGCAUCAAGCAUAAAAGGCGUUGUGAACCGGUGUGUCUACAGUACCUCCAAGGCUGCAGUUAUCGGGCUCACCAAAUCUAUAGCUGCUGAUUUCAUUGAGCAAGGCAUUCGCUGUAACUGUGUUUGUCCUGGGACUGUUGAUACUCCAUCACUGAGGGGCAGGAUCCAGGCCCAGCCUGACCCUGAACAGGCUUAUAAAGAUUUUAUGGCACGACAGAAAACUGGCAGAAUGUGCACAGCAGAGGAAGUGGCUCACCUCUGUGUUUACCUGGCCUCAGAUGAGUCAGCCUAUGUGACUGGAACAGAGCACAUCAUCGAUGGAGGAUGGAGACUCUGAGCAACCUACAGCAAACACUGGCAAACACUCAUUAGCACUAAUACACAAAUAAACAUUUUAAGCCAUCUUUUUUUGAUUGUUCAUGUUUACUUACUGUAUCAUUUAUGAGUAGCAUCUCUAAAUUUUAACUCAAAUUUAGAUGGACUUGGAAAAAUGUCUGUGUGCUGCCGACAUAUUACUGCCUCCAUCUUGUCAGAUAAGAAACUGUUGUCGCAGAGGAAAUUGGUCUUGUACACAUCAGCGCUACGUUAUACAUCAGACUGAGCCAACAGACAACAAACUUUAGUAUAAUAAUCGAGAUACAUCACAGCCAAGAUAAUGAUGCUGCCAAGAAAUAUAUCACUUGUGCAUUAUUUUUCAAAGAAAUCUGUGUGGAUUGCAAUGGGAGUGAUUAUUAAUGAAACAGUUCUGUUAACACUGAUUAAAGAAAGUUUCCACAAGA